Osmerus eperlanus (European smelt) is the source of this 2930-nucleotide messenger RNA. It is a transcript of the gene ptgr2, whose product is annotated as prostaglandin reductase 2. NCBI's taxonomy places the organism in Eukaryota, Metazoa, Chordata, Actinopteri, Osmeriformes, Osmeridae. The coding region runs from base 227 to 1273 and encodes 348 amino acids. Gene Ontology annotation, molecular function: 15-oxoprostaglandin 13-reductase [NAD(P)+] activity. The transcript has 8 exons. The record is from RefSeq and is a predicted model, not a curated record. Gene Ontology annotation, biological process: prostaglandin metabolic process.
GUUCUGGCAAAGACUGGAGUAAUGGCAUGAGUGGGCUAAUGGGUGUAGCAUUGUGUACUAUCGCUAGAUGGCGAGCCGCUAGUCAGAGAAGUAUACUCCAAGACAAUGCACAACCAAAUCCAGUGAGCAGCAUACAGGAUCGCAUUUUGUCAGGUCGAUAUCUAUCUAUGCCACGAUCUAUUAGGACCUACCAGUCAACACUCGUACGCCAUUUGACCAUUAUAGAAUGUUGAACGUUCAGAGAAUACUGCUGGACUCUCGACCUGGGUCAAAUGGGGUCCCGGUUCCUGAGAAUUUCCGCAUGGAAAAUCAGAGCAUACCCCUAGACUUGAAGGAGGGAGAGGUCCUGAUUCGGACGCUGUUUCUCUCUGUCGACCCCUACAUGCGAUGCCGCAUGAACGAAGAUACGGGAGCGAAGUACUUGACGCCGUGGGAGCUAUCCGAGUGCGUGGACGGCGGAGGUGUGGCGAUGGUGGAGUCCAGUCGCUACCCUGGUCUCUCUCCGGGCGACAUGGUCACCUCGUUCAACUGUCGUUGGCAGACUCAAGAUAUUGUCAAAGGAGGCCUCCUACAGAAGGUAGACCCACAGUUGGUGGAUGGGCAUUCAUCCUACUUCCUGGGUACAGUGGGCAUGCCCGGCCUCACCGCCUUACUGGGUAUCAGAGAAAAGGGUAAUGUGAUCAAGGGCGCCAAUCAGACCAUGGUGGUCAGUGGAGCUGCAGGGGCUUGUGGGUCAAUAUCUGGCCAGAUUGGCCGCCUGGACGGAUGCGUGCGGGUAGUGGGGAUCUGUGGGUCUGAUGAGAAGUGCCGAGCCCUGGUGGAGGAGCUGGGCUUCUCCUCAGCUCUGAACUACCGCCGGGGAGACAUACCCUCCAAGCUGAGGGAGUGCUGUCCCAACGGUGUGGACAUUUAUUUCGACAACGUGGGCGGCCCCAUCAGUGAUGCCGUCAUAGCGCAGAUGAACGAGGGAGGCCAUGUGAUCCUGUGUGGGCAGAUCUCCCAGUACAACAAGGACGUACCAUACCCUCCACCCCUGAGCGAGGCGACCCAGGAGGCCCUACGCUCCAAGAACAUCGCGAGAGAGCGCUUCAUGGUGCUCAACUACAUGGAGAAGCACGAGGCUGGCAUCCUGCAGCUCAGCGACUGGGUCCGGACCGGACAAGUCAAGGUGUUGGAAACGGUGAUGAACGGCAUCGAAAACAUGGGCGUGGCGUUUUGCUCCAUGAUGACCGGGGGAAACAUCGGCAAACAAAUCGUCAAAGUAUCUGCCUGAGGAGGACAAGCCCCAGAAACAGAACCAGCGGUUAGGGUUAACUGGUUCUGUCCCGAGGCCUUUGGAAACACAUCUGCUCACUUGACGAUAACACCGUAUACGCUGAUACAGCCCACUGCUAUCAGGACACAUCUCUCUAGGAUACCGGUCAUACAGUGACAAUAACCUACACCCUUCUUCCCCUACGAACUGGACCUGAAUAGAGCCGCAGGUGCUGGGAGCUGGGCAGCCUCGCCACGUAACCUUAGCCACCAUUGUGUCUGUGUAUUUCCAUGAAUUCAAAUGUAUUUGACUGCAAUGUGGAAGUAACUUUGUUCUUAUCAUUGUCCUAACCAACAGAAUGAACAGUACAACAGUAAUAUCUACCUUAGCAGUGAAAGGUAACAUGGACUAUAGUAACACAAUAAAAACACAACCAAAUGGCACUUUAAUCAACAAUUUAUUUCACAGCACUAUAAACCAUUAAUAAAAUCCCCAAAGUGGUUUGUUUGAUUGAGUUGUCAUCUGAAACAGUUAAUGCAAGUGUAAAACCAUUUAACAUUCAAUCUAUUUAACUGUUGGGGAACAUACAGCUUAAUGACAAUGAAUAUGAUUUCACCCAGCAUUCCUAUUAAAGCAGGAACCCUGGAUUUAGAUUCUGUUUGUGACAUCGACAUUGAGGUCACAUGGAUAGAACACUCGAACUAUCAGAACAAUGAGCAUUGUUGACACAUUAUUACGCAAUCGGCACUAUAGUUACCCAUGGGUAAAAUGUUAACCAAAAGAUCUGUCAAAUGUCAUAUCUGCCCCCUAGUGGACAUCACAGUGGACAUUGCUUGAGAGGCAUCACCAAAUAGGACGUUUUUAACUUGACCCUCACUCCGGUGAGGAGCAAAGCUGCUGUGGAAGAAUUAAUCUGCUGCUAUUUCAUAUGUUCUAUGUCUCUGUUGAAUAAAAGACAAUCAAUACCUCAGAUAUACAAAAUGUGUAAAUGACAAUGCUGAACAUAUAUUCCAAAUGUAAUCAAUGGUUCAAACAGAUAUUGAUGAACUUAUGCACCAAGAUGUUUCUAAGUCUGUGAAAAGUGAACCAUCUUCUGGGGAAUGUAACUUCUGGUGUUAGGAGGAAUGCAAAAGGUCAGCAUGCUGACAGGGGGGGGCGAAAUGCUAGCGCCAAGGGACUGGAGCGGGUAAAAUGGGCUUCACAACUCUUAAGAGUCAACGCCAGGAGAUAAGAAGAGUCAUUAGUGGAGAAUGUAUCCUUUUGCAUCUGGACAUCAUCAGACCUUUGGGUCUGGUCUGCUACCCCUGGAUAAGCUGCCCCCCAUCAUCAGACCUUUGGACGGCCCACCUUGACUGCCCACAAACUCUUUUUGAGACCUAAUAGGAUGAGGACAUCCCCUCCCCAUUGUCUUCUGACCAAUCACCUAACAAACCCAUCCCUUUCAGGAGGGGUACAAGGCCUGUGUGCCCUGCACAGGUGGACAGGAUUUGGACUGGGCAGAACUCUCUCGGACUUCUGUCAAGACUGUUCUCACGAAGGCCUUCGUUUGAUCUACUCUGUGAAGAGAGACUGGUAACAGUGACUGGCAUCACUGAUCUAGACUGAGACAUCCUGGUGUGUUAUAUACAUUGUUUGAUUGCAUCAUUUCCUUAUCAAUAAACUACAAAGAACUUGG